Molecule: messenger RNA, 879 nt
Organism: Haemonchus placei
Lineage: Eukaryota; Metazoa; Nematoda; Chromadorea; Rhabditida; Trichostrongylidae
Source: the annotation of a GenBank genome assembly
AUGGGUCUGGAUGUUCCGGUGGACUUCCCUGCCAACAAGUUGAAAUCUGGUGCUGGUGAUGCUGUUCUUUACGUCCUGGAUGCUCUGGCGGAUGCGGCUUUGAUUCAUAUUGAUUUUCGAUGGCAAAAAAUGAUCCCACCUGAAAGGGAAGACGAGGAUGUGGCUGUGGAUCAGGAGGAUGAGGACGAUGAUGAAGUAUCUGAAGCAGAGGAGGAAGACUACAUCGAUGAAGACGAAGGUGUUUUCGUUGAUCUCUCCGCUCCCCUCAAUAAUGAAAACCAGGAAAAUCCUAUGCAAGCUGUUCUUCACAGCAAUACUGAUGCAACUUCAUGGUACGAAGAGGUUGAGAGAGUUACUCCGCUAUUGAAGAUUACUAUCAGACAAGAUGCAAAGGACUGGCGAAUGCACCUAGAACAGAUGGGCACACUUCACAAAGCAAUGUCUGAACUCGUUGACGAGCUCAACCCAAAGCUAGAAGAGAUUGCGGAUGAGGUAGAGAAAUCACUGGAACGUAUUGAAACACGAGAACGAACAUUGAAUCAGCAGUUAGGCGUAUGGAUGGGGCGUUAUAAAGAAUCGCAAGACGCUAGAGCGGAAGUCCGGGAAAGAUACAAAUCUGCAUCAGGUGGAGUUACAGAGCGAACUGCCACAUUGCAAAGGAUCUCUGAAGAUAUUGACCAAAUCAAAAUGCAAAUCGAAGAGCAAGGAGCAAAAACGAGUGACGGAGCCCCAAUGAUGAAAGUGAAGCAAGCGAUUCUGAAAAUCGAGGAAGAGAUUCAACGGAUGAAUGUGCAAAUCGGUGUGCUCGAACAGAAUCUGCUUCAAACUCAGCUCAAAGAAAGGGUCUCGUACGCUGCUGAAGCCUAUGGAGUUGCAUAG